AUGGAGGCUCCGGGAGCCGCACAGCAGCGCUGCACAGAGACGGCUGAAGUGGAGGUACAGGUGGAGCCGGAGCAGUGGAGGGGAGGAAGUCGACAGCAGAGGGGACGAGGUCCCGGACAUCCCCGGCAGCAGCAGAGAGCAGAAAGUAAUGAAUUCUGGGGGAUGAGUGAGGCGACGUGCCUGAGCGCAGUUACGUACUGCAGCGUAGCUCUAUUUGCCCGCCAAAGAAGAGCUGUGUCGCAGUUGGAAAAGAGCCCUUCACCAAGACGGUCACCUGCAAGGCUUUUCAAUAUGGAGUUUCGUUUGCCACUUGCUUUACUGUCUGUUCUGUCAGGUGUCUUGGUAAUACAAAUCUGCUGCAUGAAUGAUUCAUGGAAUUUAAGAAAACACACAGACUGGAAUAAACUAAUUUUGGUUCAUAUGUGGCCAGUUACUGUAUGCAAGAUGGCGGAAAAACACUGUGAACAUCUUCCUAACUACUGGACACUACAUGGACUGUGGCCUGAUAAGGCAGAUAUGUGUAAUGGUUCCUGGCCCUUAGACUUAUCCAACAUACAGGACCUCUUGGCAGAGAUGAACAAGUGGUGGCCUGACAUUUUACAUCCAAACUGUUCUACUUUUUGGAAACAUGAAUGGAUAAAGCAUGGUACCUGUGCAGCAUCUUUAUCAUGUCUGAACUCCCAACACAAAUACUUUAGCAAGGGCCUUGAGCUGUAUUCAAGUGUGGAUCUUAACAGUGUUCUGGGAAAAUAUGGAAUUAAACCUUCUAACACAUACAAGGUAAAUGAGAUUGAAGACGCACUUUGGUAUACGUAUGGCGUUGUACCAAAAAUUCAGUGUCUUCCCCCAGAGCAGAGUAAAGACGUACAAAUUCUUGGACAAAUUGAAUUAUGUUUUACAAAAGAGUUUGAGAUGGAAAACUGUACAAAAACUGAAGACUUUGAAGGCAACCUACAGACUGAAUCAGAACCAUUACACGUUUGUGACAAAGACUUAGAUAUCUUUUAUCCGCCAGCACAGUAAUGAAGGAUGAAGAAUUAAGAAAAACUGUUGCAAAGUGUAUACAUAUUCGUAAUAGCUCCUUCUGACUUAAAAUUCUGUUUUGGAUCAAAGGUUUCUCUACAUUUAUACAUACCUUAUGUGCUGCUUAUGGCUGUACCCCUAUAGAGAUUAGUAUUGUCACUUUGCAAUUUUUGUGAUAUUGGUGAUUUAUUGAUCAAGUAUUUAAAAAUAAACUCACCUUUGGAUAUUACUUAUUGUCACUUUAUUUUCUUCUGAAUUCAUUAAAAUGUUCUAAGUCUUUCAGACUCUUGCCUUGUAUAGUCA
Messenger RNA from Hyla sarda, 1326 nucleotides. RefSeq names its product ribonuclease T2 (gene RNASET2). Gene Ontology annotation, cellular component: extracellular region. NCBI's taxonomy places the organism in Eukaryota, Metazoa, Chordata, Amphibia, Anura, Hylidae. The record is from RefSeq and is a predicted model, not a curated record. Gene Ontology annotation, biological process: RNA catabolic process. Bases 1 to 1023 code for a protein of 340 amino acids. The transcript has 11 exons. Gene Ontology annotation, molecular function: RNA binding; ribonuclease T2 activity.